AUGCCGCUGCCGAUGCUGCUGCUGCUGCUGCUGCUGCUGCGGAGGGAAGAACCCCAUAUCCUCGGGCUCCUCUUCGAACCCCUGCCUAUCCAGGACGCUAGGCCAGAGUCCUUCAAGGAUGUGCCCAUGAACCUGAGUCCCCAGCCUGUAAAGGAGUUUGUCCCUUGUCCCUCUCACCCUUGCCUAGCUGUGCCUGGGCCUCUUUCGACCCCUAGCUCUCCCAGCAACAGCAGCCAGGAGGAGCUACUGGAUGACCGAGACCCACUGCUAGUCCGGGCUGAACUGGCCCUGCUUUCUACUGUCUUUGUGGCUGUGGCCUUGAGCAAUGGCUUGGUGCUGGGAGCCCUAAUACGACGGGGCCGGCGUGGACGCUGGGCACCCAUGCAUGUCUUCAUCAGUCAUUUGUGCCUAGCUGACCUGGCUGUGGCUCUGUUUCAAGUGCUGCCCCAGCUGGCCUGGGAUGCCACUGACCGCUUCCAUGGUCCUGAUGCCCUGUGUCGGGCCGUCAAGUACCUGCAGAUGGUAGGCAUGUAUGCCUCCUCUUAUAUGAUCCUGGCCAUGACGCUAGACCGCCACCGCGCCAUCUGCCGCCCUAUGCUGGCAUAUCGCCAUGGAGGUGGGGCUCGCUGGAACCGGCCAGUGCUGGUGGCCUGGGCCUUCUCACUCCUUCUCAGCCUGCCUCAGCUCUUCAUUUUUGCUCAACGAGAUGUGGGAAAUGGCAGUGGAGUGUUUGAUUGCUGGGCCCGAUUUGCAGAGCCCUGGGGCCUUCGUGCCUACGUCACCUGGAUUGCCUUGAUGGUGUUUAUAGCACCUGCCCUGGGCAUUGCUGCCUGCCAGGUUCUUAUCUUCCGAGAGAUUCAUGCCAGUCUGGUGCCAGGGCCAUCUGAGAGAGCAGGGAGGCGCCGCAGAGGGCACCGGACAGGCAGUCCCACCGAGGGAGCCCAUGUGUCAGCAGCCAUGGCCAAGACUGUGAGGAUGACACUGGUGAUUGUGAUUGUCUACGUGCUGUGCUGGGCACCCUUCUUCCUUGUGCAGCUGUGGGCAGCGUGGGACCCAGAGGCUCCACUGGAAAGACCUCCCUUUGUGCUGCUCAUGCUGCUGGCUAGCCUUAACAGCUGUACCAACCCCUGGAUCUAUGCUUCCUUCAGUAGCAGCGUCUCCUCAGAGCUACGUAGCCUGCUUUGCUGUGCUCAGAGGCACAUCACACCCAGCCUGGGACCUCAAGAUGAGUCCUGUGCCACUGCCAGCUCUUCUCUGACCAAGGAUACACCCUUCUGAGCAUUCACUGGGCUCUUUCCAUCCAAAGGCUUCCUGUAGCUCACCUGACUGGAGUUGGCCCUGGGGGCACCAAGAGAGGGGUACCUUGGCCAUUCUUGGUCCUCCCUAGGUCUCAUUGUCCCCAGGUAUGCAAGAAGGAAUGUUCCAGGACUGCAAGGAAACCCUUAAGUUGGCUCCUUUGUGCCAGACAUGGGAAGCAACUGGGGCAGAGGCCUCAAGAUCUAGGAGGGGAACAGGUAACAGAGGUGCUUGUGCUUCUUACCCUGGCAAGUACCCUGCGGGUGAAGAGGAGUCCCAGGGAGCUGAAGGAAGGACCAGGAUGGGGCUAGUAGAACUUCCUGUUAUUCCUUCCUUCUGCCUAUCUUCCUAAUAAAA
Messenger RNA from Peromyscus californicus insignis, 1653 nucleotides. RefSeq names its product arginine vasopressin receptor 2 (gene Avpr2). Gene Ontology annotation, molecular function: vasopressin receptor activity; peptide binding. Gene Ontology annotation, cellular component: membrane. Bases 1 to 1278 code for a protein of 425 amino acids. The record is from RefSeq and is a predicted model, not a curated record. Gene Ontology annotation, biological process: positive regulation of vasoconstriction; regulation of systemic arterial blood pressure by vasopressin; G protein-coupled receptor signaling pathway. NCBI's taxonomy places the organism in Eukaryota, Metazoa, Chordata, Mammalia, Rodentia, Cricetidae. The transcript has 4 exons.